AUGCUGGGAGUUGUAGUUCCGUGCCCGGCCAGCCCCCGACUCUGCGUUUGUGCGCAUGCUCGAGGUAGGGGCGGCCCGGUGGGCGCGGCCUUAGGGCGAGCAACAUGGCUGCUUUCACGCUGGUCUUGGUGGUUUCGCCGUGGCCCGCAGCCCGGGGACUACUCCGGAACUUUUGGGAGCAAUUGCAGCGGAAACUUCAGCAGAGCCGGCCAGGCCUUCCCCGUCCUCCAUGGGAACAACAUAGACGUUUGCCCUGAAUGUGGUCACCUGAAACAGAAGCACGUCCUCUGUGGCUACUGCUAUGCGAAGGUGUGCAAGGAGACAGCAGAAAUCAGGCGACAGAUAGGGAGGCAAGAGGGGGGCCCUCUCAAGGCUCCUGCGGUGGAGACGGUGGUUCUGUACUCCGGGGAGACGCCGUCCCGGCAGGAUCAGGGCAAGAGGAUCAUCGAGCGGGAGCGGAAGCGGCCCUCCUGGUUCACCCAGAACUGACGCCAGAGGUGUUCUCUAGAGAGUAGCCUCACAUAAGACAUUUCCCCUGGAAACGAGGAAGCGUCUUUGUUUUCAUGUUGCUUGUGUGCCUUUUAAAUCACCAAUAUAAUUUAAAACAUUCUCUAUAAGCAGUUAGUCUUUUUUAUGGGUACUAUGAAGAGUGUAUCAAGAGUAAAAUCUGAAAAUGUUCAAUUAUGCAGAGGCUCAAUGGAUUUAUGUGUCUGUUUGCAUGAAACUAUCAAGUUUUAGUAAACGUAAAAUUUCCAGGACAUGAAAAUGAAACAAAUAAUUUAAAAUUCACAGCCAGAAGUACACAUUUGGGCUCUGGUUUUGCCUGUUGGCCGGUGGUUCUUCUACACAAGGAUAAUUAGGCAAAUGCUUUUGCUUAAGUAGCCCCUGGAAAUGGGCUAUUAGUUAAAUCCUGGGUAUUGUUUUUUGUGUUGUUUUUGGCACGGUAGCUGUAACAGUAAGAAGUUUGUUCUGUUUGGGUUUUUUUGUUUGUUUGUUUUAGCAAAUUAAAAUUGCCUUUGCAUGGCACUUUAUUACGUUAACUUACUUAGAAGUAGUUCCUCCCAUUUUACAUUAAAUCAAAACCACAUAUAGAAUUCAUUAGGUGGCUCAUGGAAUUUGAAUUUAUAGUUUGGGGAGAGAGGUUUUUUAAAAGGAGACGUGAGUGAAUUCAGUAGCACACAGAAAAUGUGCUAAGGGGGUUGCCCUGGCAUUUGCCUUCUAGGAAAUCCUUUCAGUUUAUUUUAUGUUUUAUCAUUUUUAUCUCCAUGGCAAUGGCCUUUUCAUCUUAACCCAAUUCAUUUCGUCUUUCCCACUCCCUCCCCGACUCCUAUAUCUACCCUGAGCCCAAUGUUUGCUAUUUUCUUUGUUUCCUGCCUCAUUCAAAAAAAUAAUUGAGAAGCAUACUGGCCUAUAAUUUUUAUCUUCCGGAAAACCUUUCCUCUUACGCUGUUAUCUACAAGUUGAUAAAGUAUGCCUUUGUUUAAAAAAAAAAAAAGAUAAUAGUAAAAGUGAAAUAGCUUAUUAAAAUACAGAAGUAAGGGAAUUGUAGUUAAAUGGAAAAUCAGUAGACAAAAUAUGAUAAAGGCCAGGGAUGUAUUUAAAACAAAAUGCAUAAAAUAGUCUGACUACUUAUAAGAACUAGGCAGUGAAUUGAACCCUAAACUCUCUUUUCCUUGGAAGGGACUUCCGUGGAUAGGUCUGUACCAGGUGAGUCACGUCAUCCAGCGGGCCCUCCUGAGGCUCCUGUGGUGUGGCAAUCCAUGUCAGCAUGCCUAGAUGUAAAAUUAUUAAUUUCCUGAAGUAUAGUAGAGACCAGUGAUACGUGAAAGAGCAACGGAGUAAAAGGAAAUCCUUAAAACUUCAAAAGCACUCAAGUCUCAGCGUACAGCUCUUUCGAGGCUUGGCUCGACCCCCAGCAUUAAACAAAUUGAGAUUCUGGAGGAAUCGGUUAUCUGCAUAUUUUUCUUAAGGCAAUGCCCUGCAGAUAAUUCGUUUUUACUGUCAAGUCAAAGAAGUGCUCCGUGUCAUACUUCAGUUAGAUAGAUUUGAAGCCAUGAUUCACGAAAGCUAAGGCUGACCAGGUACAUACCUGACUCUCCCACCACCUACUCAGCAUCUGAGUUGACUUAACAGGUUGCAAAGCACAUGUCUGGGUGGACGUUGCAGAGGGCUCUCUAUGCAGGUGAACUGAGUGAGAACGUGUGCGCAGGAUCACUCUUCUGUCUGCUAUUCGUGGACGGAUAAACGUUAUAAAAGGCCUCCCCGAAUUAGCAAAGCCAGAUGGCUAUUUCAUGUCAGAAAAGCCAUGUCAUAGGGGAAAGUGGUUUAUCGCCUGUUUUGGAGAGGUUGUCCCCCAAAGUUAUAAUACAUUUUAUUGCUGAAUGCUUUCAGUUUUUACUGUCAGAAAAAAAAAAGCAUCAUGAGUUUGAAUUGAAUCAUUUAUAUAACCAGCUCAUUCAUGUUCUGAACAUUAGACGUGAACCUCAUCCCUGCCUCCCCCCAUCAGCAUCGGGCUGUUGAGUGAGACCUUCCACUUUUGGAGGUGGGGGUGGGUGAGGGGUGACGUCCCCUCUGAGCUUGGUAGCACUCCCCUCCAUCUCCCUGUGCUCUUUAGCCAGGUGCUGGGAGAUCACCAGGUUCUGAAAAUCUAAAUGUCUGACUUCAUUGCACCUCCCUGCCAGUAUCCUCAUUCCGACCCUAACCAUUUCUUUCCUGAGCUGUUACAAUGCACUUUCCAAUGAUUAAUUUCCAGUCUUCUCAUAUUUCUUAUUAGCUUUCUUGAAUAAAAUUUAAAUUGCAGAAA
This is a messenger RNA of Vicugna pacos (alpaca), 2803 nucleotides long. NCBI's taxonomy places the organism in Eukaryota, Metazoa, Chordata, Mammalia, Artiodactyla, Camelidae. The record is from RefSeq and is a predicted model, not a curated record.